Drosophila novamexicana is the source of this 759-nucleotide messenger RNA. Its product is annotated as abnormal spindle-like microcephaly-associated protein homolog. The transcript has a single exon. The record is from RefSeq and is a predicted model, not a curated record. NCBI's taxonomy places the organism in Eukaryota, Metazoa, Arthropoda, Insecta, Diptera, Drosophilidae. Gene Ontology annotation, molecular function: calmodulin binding. The coding region runs from base 142 to 609 and encodes 155 amino acids.
CCAGUUCAUACAGUUACCUAGGGAAAUCAGAAAACUAUUAGUGAAAAUCUAUUGUGUGUAUCUGUCUGAUUGUAAAUGUGACCCCUGCCUUACCUAAUUGUCUGGAAAUUAAAACAGCUGUGUUUGGGGCUGUUAAAGAUCAUGUACAUAUAUCCGAGCUCGCCCGAAGCAGAGUUAACUUUACAGUCUGAAGAAAGUGCAGCCAUUAAGAUACAAGCUGGUUUUCGGGGCUAUCGUGUACGCAAACAGCUAUACCGGUUGUCCAAAUCUAAUAGUUCUCGUACCAACGGCCACUUGUCUCAGCGCUACGCAAAUCAGCAUUCGAUUGGUGCUAGACGUCAGCAACGUCAACAGCAUCCCCACAUUAACGACUUCAUCAUGGAAGAGAAUCAACCACAGUUGCCUAAAGCUGCUGACGGGCAGCCACAUCCCGUCAUGGCGGAUGUAAGCUCGGUGGAGAACCGUUCUGCAACAAAAAUUCAAGCUGGCUUUCGUGGCUUUCUUGUGCGGAAGAAGCAGAAAAUUGCGACGGAUGCAGCAGUUAAAAUACAGUCGAGCUUUCGUGGAUUCAAGGCACGCAAGGAAGUUGAAAAAUUCAAGCAGCCGUAGUUUUGAAGCGUAAUCUUCGUAACGUGUAUAUUUUAAAUUUAUUUAUAUACAUUCUAGUUCUGUGUGUUCUAGCAUGCAAAUACAUAUUGUACAUAUAUAGAAGUAGAUUAUUGUCAUGAGAAAUAUAAACAUGAAAAUAAAUAUAAACGU